GUAUCUGUUGCAGAGUAAACAUUCGGAACUGAAUUCACAGUCUGUUCAGUUUAAACACUUCAAAGAAAAAAAUGUCCGUGAAAGUAUUGAUUUUAAUUUGCUUUUUGAGCGCAGUUCUAGCUUAUCCCAGAGAUGAUCGACAGGAUCAGUGGCGCCAAAACCCACAGCCGCCCCAAAGACAGCCUCAGUUCAAUUUACAGGGAGGUGGUAGUCCCAAGCAAGGCAUAGAUUUGAGUCUUGACACGCGUGUGCCCGUCUGGCAAAGCCAUAAUGGCAGACACGAAUUCGACGCCACCGGACAGUAUUCGCAACAUUUGGGCGGACGAUAUGGCAAUAGCCCUCCCAAUUGGGGAGUGGGCGGCCAGUACACUUUUAGGUUUUAAAUCUACUGCAAAAUAAAUACUUAAAAAAAACUAUAUAAGUAUAUUUUUAUUAAAUUAUACUUAAAGUGUCAAGAGUUAUAAAAUCAUUAAAAAAUUAAUAAAAACGUAAUUCAGUUUUAAA
This is a messenger RNA of Bactrocera dorsalis (oriental fruit fly), 504 nucleotides long. RefSeq names its product diptericin A. The transcript has 2 exons. NCBI's taxonomy places the organism in Eukaryota, Metazoa, Arthropoda, Insecta, Diptera, Tephritidae. Bases 72 to 383 code for a protein of 103 amino acids. The record is from RefSeq and is a predicted model, not a curated record.